Messenger RNA from Fragaria vesca subsp. vesca, 1182 nucleotides. RefSeq names its product GDSL esterase/lipase At5g55050-like. The record is from RefSeq and is a predicted model, not a curated record. Bases 1 to 1182 code for a protein of 393 amino acids. The transcript is spliced from 5 exons. Lineage: Eukaryota; Viridiplantae; Streptophyta; Magnoliopsida; Rosales; Rosaceae. Gene Ontology annotation, molecular function: hydrolase activity, acting on ester bonds.
AUGGCAAAGCCCGCUGAUCUGUUGCUCUGCGUUUCAUCAUUUUCUUUCUUAGUUCUCUUUCAAACUUUCCUGUUCGUAUUCGUAUUCGUACCAGUUGCCAACACAGAUGAUCAGGUGGCUCCUAAACCUGCAGCUAUUUUCAUAUUUGGAGAUUCGACUGUGGAUGUUGGCACCAACAAAUUGUUGCGCAAUAGUCUUUCCAGAGCUGAUUUCUCACCCAACGGGGUUGAUUUUCCUUAUGCUAUUCCGACGGGGAGGUUUAGUAACGGUCUUAACAGCGCCGACCAAAUUGUAAGACUAUUUGGGUAUCAGAGAAGUCCGCAACCAUUCUUGUACUCUCUGAAACAUCGAUCCACUUUCAAAAGGGAUAUACUGCAUGGAGUUAAUUUUGCAUCAGGAGGAUCCGGCAUUUUCAAGCAAACAGGAAAAAGGAACUUUGUGCAAGUUGUGCCAAUGGGAAAACAGGUCAAACAAUUUGAGACUGUUCGUGGGAAUAUCACAGAACUAAUUGGUUUUGGGGGAACUGAGUUUAUGCUUUCCAACUCUUUGUUCGUUAUUAGCAUUGGAAGCAACGACCUGUUCGAAUUAGUGAAUUGGUAUCCAAAUAUCACUGUCUUGGAAAAGGCUGAGUACUUGGUAAAUCUUAAACUUGAGUACCGUAAUCAUCUGAAGGACUUGUACAAUCUCGGAGCUAGAAAGUUCGGGAUCAUAAGUGUUCCUCCAAUUGGAUGCUGUCCUGCUGCUCGUGUUGGACCAAAAUCAAAUGACUCCAGUGUCUGUGUAGAAGAACUAAACAACCUUGCCUUAACAUUUCUUGCACAGACUGAGGAUUUCCUCCGAACAUUAAGCUCAGAGUUGAAAGGAUUCAAGUACUCGCUUGGAAACGCUUAUGAAAUGACUAUGAGUAUCCUUGAAGACCCAUUAGCAUUUGGCUUCAAGGACACUCGAUCAGCCUGCUGUGGGUUAGGAGAGUUAAAUGGAAAGUUACCUUGCCUCUUCUUCCUCGAUCCCAAACUGUGUCCGAAUCGGCGCGAGGUUUUGUUCUGGGAUUUGUAUCAUCCUACUGACUUUGCUUCCGAGCUAGCAGCGCUAACCCUUUAUGGCGGAGGAACAAGAUUCGUCACACCUAUGAACUUCAGUCAGUUGGUGGCUUUAAACAUUAGCUCUUACACACAGCAAUAG